CUUUAUUUGUUGUGUGGUGAGAAACUCAAAGUACACGAGACAUUUUUGGUACACAACAGGUUGAUGACAAUGUCGAUGUAUGCUAUUUUUUAUUUUUGCAAGAGCCUGUCUCCCAAAGAAUUAGCACUCAAAACCGCACAAAAUCUGAAACCACGCUUUCGUGUGUGUUUCACUUUUUACAGCUGGCGUCAAAAAAACCGCGCGUGAACGUGUUCCGUAUAUAAUCCUAGCUAGGGGCCGGGAUGGGAGAUAAAGUAAGGAACAGCUUAACCAGCUAUCGGAAACCUGAGACAUGCAUUGGUUCGCGGGGUCAUAGAGUUGCAUGAUGUGGGAUGCACGAUUUGGAACAGUAAUUCAGUUCCUCAGGGAGAGUACCCGCUCAGCUGGAUCGAUUCGCAACUGGCAACUUCACUUCCUCCAAGCGUCCCUUCCUGGAUGCCAGCUCUAUGAGUCUAUGAGUAACUACAGGGGACAUGUCGGGUCGAUGAUGAGUCGUCGGUGCGACAGGAUGGAAGCGGUUUGUAAGACGCAUGAGACAAUAUUUCGUAGUACUCGAUCAGAUUCGUUAGCAGGCAGGGCAUAUACAUUUUCUCGCUCAAGGGCGCUUGGCCCGUGCUUAUUUACCCCUCUACUUACUCUGGUCAAAAUUCCAUCCGAUGGUAUUUGGGACUUGUGUUGGGGAAUAGAUAAUCCCAUUAGGUUAAAGACAGGCUUGGUCCGGGACUUGUUUGGUGUAGAGGCUGGAGUCCUGCCUAGUCCGGGACUUUGUGCUUGUUGCCCAGGAACAGUGGUAGGGACCACCGGACAGUUUGACUUGGAAAAGGUCAAAGAGCGCGGGUGCUCAGUGAGCUGGCACCCAGCCUGGGCUGGUAAGCGCUUCUCCCCACUUAAAACCGGUGGGGAAGUGGCCGUAGGAACCGCCACUGGCCUCUUGGAACGAGAGGAAAGGGCAGGGGCUGUGGAUCUGACAGCCCGAGAGAAAGUCGAAGCACCGGGCGCUUCGAAUGAGAGGGAUCGGGUUUCGGAGUGUGUGCGGAAAGCAAAGUGGAAUGAAAUAACACAAGGUGGAAGAUCGCAUUGCAUACAAGGAGAAGUGCUCCGUUUCGCGGAUGAACCGGGUAUAUUUAUCGUCAGCGGAGGCCAGGAGGAUAGCCCUCUUAAGUUUGGGGUGCUCGUGGGAGAAGCAACGGCAGGCUCUGAGCAUAGAAGGCAGUUGGGCAAGUCCAUCUGGCUAGAUAGGCGCGUAGAGCUACAUAUGCAGAUUGGAUGCGGUGUUCUCGAGGAAUGUGCUGGGUUUCUGCUUGUCGCGGAUAGAAGCAGGGCACGGGGGUGUUGGGACUGGUGGCUUUUUUGUCUGGAUAAUGUUAUUUGUACCAGUUGGGUCGAAGGGGAGGUCAGGAAAAGGAGCAGCGUGACAUUGCUGUGCGCAACAAUGGAGAGACUUGAAGAUGGGAAAAAAGAGGAACAAUAUAAACAGGGUGGGAAAACGCUGAGGAAUUCCGGGCUGGAAAGUGAUAUUGCAAGCAAGGUAGCAGCUGAGGCCCAACCUUGUUCGAUGGCGAAGCACCCAAACGUACGGAAGCGAAGACUACAGCGCACCAUUAGGAGUGAAGAGGCGAGGGAGCAUGGGAUAAACGUGAAGGCGGAGAGAAGGGAUAUGAAGAAGGUGCAUUGCACAGCAAAGGCUACUGGUCACAAGGCUUGCCUAAAAAGCGCACCAUGCCACAUGUUCUGGUUACCUUCGAUUCGGAGUGCGCGUCUGUGCCCGUCGGCAAAUGCCGAACUGUCGGAAAUCAAAGAGAAAGGGGCGAAAAAUCAAGGUGUGAAGGAGAUUUGA
This is a messenger RNA of Cantharellus anzutake, 1837 nucleotides long. RefSeq lists its product as uncharacterized. The record is from RefSeq and is a predicted model, not a curated record. Bases 323 to 1837 code for a protein of 504 amino acids. The transcript is spliced from 12 exons. NCBI's taxonomy places the organism in Eukaryota, Fungi, Basidiomycota, Agaricomycetes, Cantharellales, Hydnaceae.